AUGAUCUCUCCCUUCAAUAUACUCUUUCUUUCUUUUGCCAUCUUCUUCACUUUAGUGUACAUGGCCGAACAAAACCCAAACGAUAUUCUCGUCAACAUUGGCGGCAAACAGGUGCCCUUGUCCAGAGUAAACAAGCCUCACCACCGGAUUCUUGACCAUAACCAGAAACCGGUGCCUGAUCCCAACACUUUUCCGGAGGUGGAGCCAGAGGCGAGGGAGAGAGAGGCGAAAUUGGCUGAGGAGAGAAAAGCGGCUGCUGAGCAGAGAGAGAAGGCUGAAAAGGGCAAUGAUAAGGAGUGA
This is a messenger RNA of Candidozyma auris, 300 nucleotides long. RefSeq names its product Asr3p (gene ASR3). Bases 1 to 300 code for a protein of 99 amino acids. The record is from RefSeq and is a predicted model, not a curated record. The transcript has a single exon. NCBI's taxonomy places the organism in Eukaryota, Fungi, Ascomycota, Pichiomycetes, Serinales, Metschnikowiaceae.